Messenger RNA from Erpetoichthys calabaricus (reedfish), 1607 nucleotides. RefSeq lists its product as uncharacterized. Lineage: Eukaryota; Metazoa; Chordata; Cladistia; Polypteriformes; Polypteridae. The record is from RefSeq and is a predicted model, not a curated record.
GAUUUGGACUACAUGUGUUUUCCACCUACAUGUUUAAAAAUCGUAAUGUCCAAACAUAAACAUAAUCACAUUUAAGAAUUCAAUGGAUUCUACUGAUGAAGUUCAGUACAUUCAAUUCUUAUCAAAAAGAUGUGUCCUUUUCUGAAUAAAUACACCAUGGUUUGUCAGACUGAAGCUGUCAGCACAAUCACAUGACCUUUCACUCAAAACUGACCUACUAGACAACACACAGUAGAUACCUCAUUUAACAGUAGUUUGUCUUUGGAUCACUCUGAUAAUCUUAUGUUCUUGAAUGACCAUUAUUAUUUAUACUGCUUUAAUUCGCAUAAACUAGUGGCUGGGCUGUUGUGAUGUGUCCCUGUGCUGUUGUAUACUCAAUCAAAUUUAACAUUCAUGCAGAAAGUCCAAGGAACUAUGCAGACAUUUUACUGUCUUGGAAGCACUUUCCAAAUAUCUGCAUUUAUGAUUUUGCAAGAGGAUUAGUAACACAUACCUAUCUGAGGGAGCUACAGGUUCAGCCUUUCAGUCCAAAUGAGGGAAGACUUGCCAAAUCAACACCCGAAAAUAUUGUGCUUGCCAAAAAGGGAGAAUUGAGGAUUAACCUGCCAUGGCUUUUAAAGAAGAGAGAGGAUCCUGAUUCUGGUCCUGAUGUGCAUCCUGUCAGUGGCUCAUCUGAGCAUUAUGCUCUUUAUGAUACAUUUCACGAUCAUAAUACCAAGGAUACGAAAGAUCUAUUAUGCAGAAUUGAACUUGUGCCUGAGUUGGCUAGAUGGCUUAACAGUCAAUCUGAAGAACAACUUUUCGCAUCUUUGAAAAAAAACAAUUACUUCAUGAACUUGCUUUCACCUUCUGCUCGCAUUUUUUUGAUGAGGUCAAUUAUACACUUUAGGAAUGAGUACAAAACAAAAAAAACAAUUCACGAAUAUCAAAAAGUCUUUGGUCGUGACCCCAAAAUCGAACUUGAUUGUCAUGGAAGAGCAAAAUUAGCCUUGGAUAUGACAAGUACACAAAAGUUCUUGAAAAGAGGCCAUCCUUUUGAAAGCAAGCAUGAGGCUACAAAAGUCUUAAUCAGUUAUGAAGAAUCUAGUGAAAUGGACAACAGUGAGUCAGAGGAUAUAAUGGCAAAAGCAUUGUUAUGGAAUCGGGAGCCUAAUCUUGAGCAAAAGCAAUUGCUUGCAUACGUUCUUGAUCCCAAAGGAAUUCCGAUUGAAGAAAUAGCCAGAACUGAUAACACUGUCUUAAACAGAGCUGACUUCCUUUCCCUUGGCCUGUCUGCAGAAUUGGAAGCAACUAUUGGAAACUGUUGUCUGAAGAUCAUUGGCCAGAUUGUACAGCAAUGUGGAAAAGAUGCUUAUGUUGCAAAUGCUUAUGUGGUGCCCACAUGGCUCCCUCCUCUUUCUCAAGACCCUUUCAUGACUUUUCCGAAUGACAUAGCAUCGAAAGAUGUUAUCUUCCUCCCCUCAUGGCAUCCAGGUCACUGGUUCAUUGUUAUUUUGUAUCCAAAAAACAAAAUUAUUCACUUUCUUGACUCCAGUGAUCAUCAUGGCUUUGGAGACGGCCGCUAUAUUGAAUUGUUCAGGUUUAAAAACUUAAGAAAAAAAAAAUGA